Messenger RNA from Oryctolagus cuniculus (rabbit), 1806 nucleotides. The record is from RefSeq and is a predicted model, not a curated record. NCBI's taxonomy places the organism in Eukaryota, Metazoa, Chordata, Mammalia, Lagomorpha, Leporidae.
CCGAGUCACUUUUAGGGAGUUGCCCAGAGACGUGAAGACUUUUGCUAGAACACAACCAAGAUUCUGUAGUACUUUGACUUUCUGAGAAAGGGGAGGGGAACAAAAUAGAAAUAUCAAACCAACAAAAAAUAGAGCUGAGAAAUCAAGGUCAUGAGCUCAGAUACAGAUGCAAACAAAAGCGUCUUCCAGACUGCCCAGGAACAGCCGCAGCCUGAUGAACCCGAUGGCCCCGCUCCUGGCUCAGCUGCCGACCAAGAAAAGAAAGUAAGAUUAUCUCCAACCAAAAUGUCAACCAAGAGCUCUACAGAUCUAGUUGAAUAUGUUGACAAGGGGCGUGCUUUUCUUCCCAUCAUUGCAAGCGCCCAGAGCAGCCAGCUGGAAGACAGGUUGAGCAGCCAGGAGCGCACCAUCGCUUUCCUCCUCGAGCAAGCCUUCCGCAUCAAAGAGGACAUCUCUGCCUGUCUGCAGGGCACCCACGGCUUCCAAAAGGAGGAAUCGCUUGCCAGGAAGUUGCUGGAAAGCCACAUCCAGACCAUCACCAGCAUCGUCAAAAAACUCAGCCAAAACAUUGAGGUUUUAGAAGACCAAAUACGCAUUCGAGAUCAGGCGACCACAGGAGCCAGUUUUGCAGUACACGAUCUAAGUGUGAAACACAUACAAGGAGUUGGAGAUCUUCGAGGAAGAGUAGCCAGAUGCGAUUCAAGCAUCAUGAAGCUCUCCGGUGACAUUCACUUCAUCAGGAACGAGUUCCGGCAAACAGAGAAAGCGAUUCAAGACCUCGUGUCUGCCCUAGAAACUCUUUCCAAGAACCUGGACGUGAAGGUAAUGCAGCUCUUGGGGAAGAUAGAGACCUCCAGUUCUGAGCAAAUCGCACACGUAAAGAUGGUCCAGGGAGAUUUCCGUCACGAAAUGGACCUUGUGGAAUUCAAAUUUAAUUCACUUUCAAGUAAUCUGUAUGAAGAAAUUUCAAACAACCAAAAGUGGACCGAAAACCAGUUCCUCAAAUACAGAAAAGACCACCUGUGCUAUAUAAACGAAUGCCUGAAGGUUCUACAGGAGAAACAGGAAAAAUCUGAGAAUAAAAUGGAAGAAAAAUUGCUGCAGCUUUCAAGUAAACUAGAGAAUUUCAUCAACACACAGAAACAGGAAGCAGAGUUCAACAAAGCCAAGCACAUAGAAAAUAAGUUGUCCAAAAAGAUGACCCACAUGGAGAAGCAGAUCUGGGAGGAAUUGGAGAAAAUGCAGACCGAGUACCAGUCAGCUACUGAAAAGACUCCUUGGAGAAACAUCUAUCAAAAGUAUACUUUCUUUGAUCAAAGAUUCACAAGGUUGGACAGCCAACACAUGGAACAACAGGCAUGUCUACUCGCACUGGACUUCAAGGACAGGUCUCAAACAGGCACUCUUCUUUACCACCCAAUCUCUGUCAUAAGCAUCUUCCGUAAUGGCUCCGCUUCCUUGAUGUAUGUAUUUCUCCAAAUUACUUGGGAAAAUCAGAAAUCAUGACAGAGGACCUCAUCUUGGCAAUCUCACCUUUCUAGUUUAUGCACUUACACAAUCAAAGACUAACAGGUCUUCUAUCAUCUGAGACUGAAGUCUAACACUUGCUUGAGAUCACCUCCACAAACCAGAAGCUUGUCAGUGUAUAACAGACAAAUACAAAAGCUUAGGGCCUGUUUUUGUUCAAUGACAGGAUAAACAACAGGAUAUUGGUCUCUACGUGUUUUGCAAAAUAACUCCUGACUAUUUGAGAUUUUGCUGCUUGGUUAGGAUCUUUAUAGUUUAUUAUGAAUAUAAUAACAAUAA